AUGGCGGACCAAAAAGUCUUAGUACAAACAGCGAAAAUCGAGCAAGGUGAAAAUCCAGAAGAUGUUACACAAUGGACACUUGAGAUCGAAGGAAAGAUUGCGAAGUAUGAGGAAGCUAUGGCGGGGUUACAUGGUGAUGUUGAAAUGUUAAAGGCGAAAGCUAUGGAAGAGGAUGAAUGGAGAGAAGAAAACACACGAAGACAGCGGUUUGAAGAAGAAUUAAAACUCGAGGAAGCAAAAAUGCAAAUGAAACAUGGGUAUGAGAAAAAACUUAUGGACAAAAGUAAAUCAUGCCAAGGAAACAUUAACAAAGUCAAGUUACCCAAGUUAGUUAUAAGCAAGUUUCAAGGCACACCAUUAGAUUGGCAACGAUUUUGGAGUCAAUUCGAAACGGAAAUCGACAAAUCUGAAAUAACACAGGUGGGAAAAUUUUCAUACCUAAAAGAGCUUCUAGUCCUUAAAGUGAGAGCGAGUAUAGAUGGUCUUCCUUUUACAUCCGAAGGCUAUGAGCGAGCUAAAAAUAUACUCAAAACAAAAUAUGGAAAACCAAGCAAAGUGUCGAAUGCUCAUGUACAACAGAUUAUGUCCUUGCAAACAGUGCGGGGUUCUCAGCCUGGUAGGAUACAUGAAUUUUAUGGGACCCUGGUGACAAAUGUUCAGGCAUUGGAAACCCUUGGAAAGAUUAGAGAAAUUAAUGGCUAUGUUCGUGCAACUCUCGAUAAAUUACCUGAUAUUAGAGCUGACCUGGUACGGCUAGACGACGAUUGGCAGGACUGGGGUUUUAGUCAAAUGAUUGAAGCUCUGAGAAAGUGGUGUGAGCGUAACCCGGUUGGUCCAGAAGAUCAAAAAUACAAGUCGAAACUACCCAAAGAUAAAUCAUUUCAAGCAAACCAGGGUGAAUGGAAACCAAGACCAUGUGUUUAUUGUGAGUCUACACAGCACAAAUCAGUUGACUGUAAAACUGUAACUAGCGUAGCUGAGAGGAGAAAGGUGUUAAGCUCGAAAAAGUUAUGCUUCAACUCUACUGGGACAAGACAUCGGGCAUCAGAGUGCCGCAGUAAAACUGUUUGCCAAAAAUGUAGCGAAAGGCAUCACACAUCUAUAUGUAACAAAGGGACGGAGCAGAUGAUGGUAGCUUCAGUCAAAGGUGAAGUAAUUUAUCCAGUAGUUGUGGUUCUUGUCGAUGAAAUUAAGGUCAGAGCAUUGCUUGAUACCGGUUCGGGAAGCUCUUAUGCUUCCGCAGCUCUUAUAGAUCGGCUUUCAAAACGACCAACGCGGACUGACCAUAAACAAAUUGAUAUGAUGAUGUGUUCAACAGUACAGAAGAUCGAAGUGUAUAAUGUGAAUGUUUCUAGCGUCACAGGGAAAUUUGCCAUGGAAGCAGAAGUCAGUAGAGUGGAUAAGGGAGUUCUCUUGGCAGUUCCAAAUCCAAGUUAUGCAGAAAAAAUCAACCAGUAUCCUCAUCUAGAAGGAGUGGUGAUGGAUGAUAACGAUAGCAAACCUGUUUUACCAAUCCAUUUAAUCCUGGGUGCCAGUGAGUACUCUCGCAUAAAGACAGACACGAAGCCCAAGAUUGGAAAUCCUGGUGAGCCGGUUGCAGAAUUGACAGCACUUGGUUGGUCGUUGAUGUCCCCAGGAAAAGAAAUGAAUCUUAGCAAUACCUACCUUACCAGAACAUCGUUUGGAGACUACGAACAGUUGUGUAAUUUGGAUGUUCUGGGUUUGGAAGAUCGAGCACAAGGUGACCAGCAGUUAGUGUAUGAUGAUUUCAAAGAGCAGCUUAGACGAAGCGAGGAGGGGUGGUAUGAGACGGGAUUGAUUUGGAAACAGGGUCAUGGUCCCCUUCCGAGUAAUGAACAUGGCAGUUUAAAACGAUUAGACAAUUUAGUCAAGAAACUGCGAAGAGAUCCCAACCUUAUGAAUGAAUAUGAUGAGAUCAUUCAAAAUCAAAUUGCUGAGGGUGUUGUUGAACGACCUGUCAUAAGGCAGUCAGCAGAAUCCACCAAAACACGUAUCGUGUUUGAUGCGUCAGCUAAAGCCAAUGACAAAUGUCAAUCACUGAACGACUGUUUAGAGACAGGGCCGCCCUUGCAAAAUAUCCUCUGGGAUGUGUUGGUGAGAAAUCGGUUGAAACCUGUUGCAUUAGCCGGUGACCUCAAAAAGGCGUUUCUCCAGAUCAGAAUCCGACCAGAGCAUCGAGAUGUCUUAAGAUUCCACUGGGUCAAGGAGAAAACAUCAGAGAUAGAAGUUCUCAGAUUCACCAGAGCUCUGUUUGGGUUAGUACAGUCACCGUUUCUACUCGGAGCAACGCUGAAACAACAUCUAGAAAGUUUAAAGGAACGAUAUCCAAAUGAAGUCGCAGAAAUUGGAAAAAGUCUAUACGUUGAUGAUGUCAUCACGGGGGGAGACACAAAACACGAAGUGCUUGAUCUCAAGGAGAACACUGUAGCAAUAUUCGAAGAAGCCAAGUUUGAGUUGCACAAGUGGCACUCAAAUGAGUCCGUGUUAGAAGCGAACAGUGAACUUGGUGAUGAGAAGCAGAGUUACGCGAAGGAUCAGCUAGGAGUCAAAGCAGGAGAAACCAAAAUGCUGGGAUUGCCGUGGAAUAAAAACGAUGACACUUUAUCUGUUACUUUUCCACAACCAAUUUUUGAAACGACCAAGAGAGAAAUGUUACGAUUCUUAGCUUCGAUAUAUGACCCACUGGGGUUAGCGACACCCACAACACUUACAGGAAAGCUGAUGUAUCGGCAAGUUUGUGACCAACAUAUACCCUGGGACGCGAAAGUGUCGGAAAGCAUUGCGGAUCAGUGGUGCAAAUUCGAGAACAGCUUACCUGAGAGAGUGGAGGUACCACGAAGUAUCACAACAGUCCAAGAACCGACUAAAGCGAUAGAUCUACAUGUUUUUGGAGACACAAGUGGAGUUGGGACGUCCGCAGCAGUUCAUGCGGUUGUUCAUCAAGAGUCAGGAGUUAGCCUGGGUCUACUCACCGCGAAGUCUCGUUUAGCGAAGAAAGGCUUGUCUAUCCGAGGCUAG
Messenger RNA from Dendronephthya gigantea, 3039 nucleotides. RefSeq lists its product as uncharacterized. The record is from RefSeq and is a predicted model, not a curated record. The coding region runs from base 1 to 3039 and encodes 1012 amino acids. The transcript is spliced from 3 exons. Lineage: Eukaryota; Metazoa; Cnidaria; Anthozoa; Malacalcyonacea; Nephtheidae.